This is a messenger RNA of Seriola dumerili (greater amberjack), 1087 nucleotides long. It is a transcript of the gene pacrg, whose product is annotated as parkin coregulated. Bases 112 to 798 code for a protein of 228 amino acids. NCBI's taxonomy places the organism in Eukaryota, Metazoa, Chordata, Actinopteri, Carangiformes, Carangidae. Gene Ontology annotation, cellular component: cytosol; vesicle; neuron projection. Gene Ontology annotation, molecular function: Hsp70 protein binding; Hsp90 protein binding. The transcript is spliced from 5 exons. The record is from RefSeq and is a predicted model, not a curated record.
ACAACGGUCGUCACGUUUUGAGAGCCACACAAAUACUAAUUAGUUAGCAACGUUGCUCUUCAUUUUCGGUUUGCACUCGCUACAUCAUUUGAGAAGACUAGACCUGUAGAUAUGUUGAAGAACAAGACGGAGCUAAAAACACAAGGCUUCACCGUGAAGGCCACUAUGAAGAACUCCGUGGUGGUGGGUCCUCCAGCUGCAGGGGCUUUUCGGGAACGUCCUUCUAAACCAACCAACUUUCGCAAAUUCUAUGAGCGGGGAGAGUUUCCGAUGGCACUGGAGCAUGACACCAAAGGCAACCGCAUUGCAUGGAAGGUGGAGAUCGAGAAGCUGGACUACCACCACUACCUGCCUCUGUUCUUUGAUGGCUUAUGUGAGACUAUUCAUCCGUACGAGUUCUUCGCCCGCCAGGGAGUCCAUGACAUGCUGGAGCACGGAGGCCCCAAGAUCCAGCCCGUCAUUCCCCAGCUCAUCAUCCCCAUCAAGAAUGCCCUGAACACGAGGAACCGUCAGGUGAUCUGCACCACGCUUAAAGUCCUGCAGCAUCUGGUGAUGUCUGGAGACAUGGUGGGAGAGGCUCUGGUGCCCUACUACAGACAGAUCCUCCCCAUUCUCAACAUCUUCAAGAACAUGAACAUCAACUCUGGAGAUGGAAUCGACUACAGCCAGCAGAAGAGAGAGAACAUCGGUGACCUGAUCCAGGAGACUCUGGAGGUGUUUGAGCGCUACGGAGGAGAGGACGCCUUCAUAAAUAUCAAAUACAUGGUGCCCACCUACGAGUCCUGCAUGAUCAGCUGAGGAGGGCUGUCACCUUUGACGUUACACAGACUCUUGACUUUACUUCUUUUCCACUCUUUUUUAUCUGCCCCCCCCGACCAUCACCUCUACAUGAAACCCUUAUCUUAUCCCUUUUUUAUCCUUGCUUUCCCCUAAUCUCAACCCGACUCCACUUGUUCUCUCUUUCUUUCUGAACCCAGCACUACGUCCUCUGCUCGGUUUUGCUCCACUCCAUGAGCUCCAACCCACUGCUCCUACCUGUCUACCUCCCCCCGGCUCUUUAGCAUCCUUUUUAAAUUCUUAUUAAAUU